Messenger RNA from Strigops habroptila (Kakapo), 2262 nucleotides. RefSeq names its product aldehyde dehydrogenase 16 family member A1 (gene ALDH16A1). Lineage: Eukaryota; Metazoa; Chordata; Aves; Psittaciformes; Psittacidae. Gene Ontology annotation, molecular function: oxidoreductase activity. The record is from RefSeq and is a predicted model, not a curated record.
AUGGCCUGGGGGGGGGGCCACGGGGGGUUCCGGUCUACUGCAGCGGGAAGGAGCGUCCCCCUACCUCGUCUCUGUGGUUCCGCCGUGGCCGCUCUGUCCGGCCCGGAGGUCACCUCGGUGGUGGCGGCGGCGGCGAUGGCGGCGCUCGGGCCCCCCCCGGUCCCCGAGAUCUUUGAGACGAUGGAGGAGGGGCCCGAGCGGGGAGGGGCGGCGGGGGAGGCCUGGCUGCAGGCCCAGGGCCGCGCUUUGGGGCACUUCGUGGCCGGGACGUGGCUGAAGCCGCCGGGCCGGGAGCGGCUGCAGGGCUGGGACGCGGCCACCGGGCGGGCGCUGUGCUCGGUGCUGGGGGGGGACGUCGGGGACGUGGCGGCCGCGGUGGCUGCGGCGAAGGCGGCGCCAUGGGGGGGGCUGGGGGGGGCACAGCGGGGGGACAGCCUGGAGCGUUGCCCCCCCAUUGACCCCAUUGCUCCCUAUUGCCCCCCCUUGCCCUCAUUGAUGCCCUUGCCCCCCACUGCCCCAGGCUGGCGGGGGCGCUGCAGGGGGGGGCCGGCGCUCUGGGGGCUGUGGCCGCGCUGGGCUCGGGGCAGGAUCGGGCCCGAAGCGGCGGCGCGGAGCUGGGGGGGGGCGCUGCGGGCGCUGCGCGAGGCGGCGGCGGGAGCCCGGGGCGGCCCCCCCGGCCUGCGGGGCUGGAGCCCGCUCGGGGUGGUGGCCGUGGUGGUGGCGGGUCCCUGCCCCCUGGGGGCGCUGAUGGGGACACUGGGCCCCCUCCUGGCCAUGGGUAACGGCGCCGUGGUGCUGGUGCUGGUGCCGCCGGGGGGGGGCGCGGCCGCGCUGCUGCCGCUGCUGGUGGCGGAGCUGGGGGGGGCCGGGGGGGGGGCGCCGCUGCCCCCCGGGGUCCUCAAUGUGGUGACCGGGACCCCCCCCCUGCACCGGGCCCUGCGGGACCUGCCCGGGCUCAGCGCGGUCACACUGCUGGGGGAUACGGAGGACCCCCCCCUGGGGCUCUGGGGGCGCCGGUACCUCCGGGGGGGCCCGCGGGGGGGUCCUGUCGUCGUCAUCGUCCUGGACUCCGCUGACCUGGACAGUGCGGCCACCGCCAUCGCGGGGGGGGGGGGCCGGGCCCCCCCUGUCCCUGACCUUGGUGGUGCUGGAGGCGCUGGUGCCCCCCCUGGUGCGGCGGCUUCGGGCCCGGCAGGGGGCGCUGUGGGGCGGGGACCCCCCGAACCCCCACGUGUGGGGAGAGGGCACCGAGUGUUUCUGGUCUUCCUGAUCUCUAUGCCCCGGCUCCUCCCCGUCCGCUCCGUACCCGAAGUUCUCUCCGUGCUCUCGGGGCUCCCCCCCCCGGCCGCAGCCUCGCUCUGGGCCCAGGACCUGCCCCUGGCCCUCGACACGGCCCAAAGGCUGCCCAUGGGGCUGGUGUGGAUCAAUGCGCUCGAGGUGCCGCAGCCAUGGGGGGGGGCCAGCGCCAUGGAGAUGCUGCGUCUCUUCGGGCGCCCCCCCUGGGCCCCCCCCGCGCCCCCAUUGGAUGAACCCAUCAGCCCGGGGGGGCCUGAGGUGACCCUUGACCCCGAUGACGUCGCUGCAGCCGUGGGGGUCGCACGACGCGUCGCUGCGGGAUGGGCCCGUCUGGAGGCGGCGACGCGCGCCCGGGUCCUGCAGGGGGCGCUGGAGGCGCUGCGGGGGGGCGCGGGCGGCGACGAGGAGCUCCUGCAGGGGGCGCUGCUGCGCUGGGCCGCACGCGCGCUGCUGGCGGGCGGGGCAGUGAAGGAGGCACCCGGGGGCCGGUUCCUGGUCACGCGGCGGCCGCUGGGCGUGGUGGGCGUGGCCUGGAGCGGGCCCCGCCCCCUGCGGCGCGCGCUCGAGCUCCUCCCCCCGGCGCUCGCUUUCGGCAACGCCCUGGUGCUGGUGGCGCCCCCUGGCGGCCUGGAGGCCGCGCGGCGGCUGCAGAAGGCACUGGAGGCCGCGGGGCUGCCGGGGGGGGCGUUGGCGGUGCUGCCGGGGGGGGCCGCGGGCUCGGGGGUGCUCUUGGCCCGGCAGCGCCUUGAUGGGCUCUGGCUCUGCGGGGGGGACACGGACCUCGACUGGGGCUCAAUUGGGGGUGACCCCCAAGUGUGGGUCCCGGGGGGGGGCAUUUUGGCCGCCCCCCCCCACGACGCUGACGUGGAGCUGGAGCUGCGCAGCACCCGCCCCCACAGCCUGUGGCUGCCCCUCACCCCUGACCUUUGAUCUCUGAUGACCCCCCAAAAAUAAAGACCCCCCCCC